AUGGCAAAGGAAUUGGGUGCAACGCAUGUAAUUGACGGCUCCAAACUUGGUGACAAGUCGCUCCCCGAUGCUAUCAAAGAGGCAGCCGAAGGUCUCGGUCCGACUGUAGCGAUUGAUACCACAGGUGCUCCACCUCUCAUCAAAGCCGGUGUAGCUGCCAUGCGAAACAAAGGCCGCUACAUCCAAGUCGGAAGUGCACCGUUUGACUUCAACCUCGACUUCAAUUUGUUCGAGUUCAUGGCCGCUGGCAAGUCAGUAGCUGGUGCAAUCGAGGGAGAGGCGUAUCCGCCUGAGUAUGUGCCUAAGAUGAUCCAGUGGUACCGCGAGGGUCGCUUCCCUGUCGACAAACUGGUCAAGUUCAUGCCUGCGGAUCAGUUCGAGCAGGCACUUAAGGAGAUGCACGAUGGCACUACCAUCAAGCCUAUUCUCCGGUGGACUUGA
Recurvomyces mirabilis is the source of this 441-nucleotide messenger RNA. RefSeq lists its product as uncharacterized. NCBI's taxonomy places the organism in Eukaryota, Fungi, Ascomycota, Dothideomycetes, Mycosphaerellales, Teratosphaeriaceae. The record is from RefSeq and is a predicted model, not a curated record. The transcript has 4 exons. The coding region runs from base 1 to 441 and encodes 146 amino acids.